Molecule: messenger RNA, 3656 nt
Organism: Cuculus canorus (common cuckoo)
Lineage: Eukaryota; Metazoa; Chordata; Aves; Cuculiformes; Cuculidae
Gene: AKAP10
Product: A-kinase anchoring protein 10
Exons: 15
Coding region: 199-2229 (676 amino acids)
Biological process (GO): intracellular protein localization
Cellular component (GO): plasma membrane
Molecular function (GO): protein kinase A binding
Source: RefSeq, a predicted model, not a curated record
UCCGACCGGAAGAGGGAGCGGGGCGGUUGUUGACAACAUGGCGGCCGCUGGCGCCUCCGCGGGAGGAAGAGGCGGAGGGAGAGGAGGCGGCGGGCGGAGGAAGGCGUCUCAUUCAUAGGGAGCCCGGGCGCUGCCCUCGCCCCCUCCCUCCCCUCCUUCUCCCCCUCCCAGCGGCCGCCUCGCCCCCGCCCCGGCACUAUGUCCUUCUUCAGGCGGAAAGGUAGGGGCGCGGCGGGCGGCAGCCCGGGGGCUGAGCGGCGGCUGCCGGGCCCCGGCCCUGCCCCCCCGGCCUCGGCGCGGGCCCCGAGGAGCGGGAUCCCCGCGGAUCACGUGAAAGGCAAAGAACAAGAAAAGACCACAGAUGUGAAGGCAAUUAAAUCUCCACUACCAGUACAUUCCCCUCAGAGAAGCACUAGAAAUCAUGCCUUGCUGGAGGCUGCAGGACCAAGCCAUGUGGCGAUUAAUGCCAUCUCUGCCAACAUGGACUCCUUUUCCAGCAGUCGAACAGCUGCCCUUAAGAAGCAGCCGAGUCACAUGGAAGCUGCUCAUUUUGGAGACUUAGGCAGAUCGUGUCUGAAUUAUCAGGCUCAAGAGACCAAAUCAAGCCUUUCAAAGACCCUUGAACAAGUUCUGCAGGACAAUGUAGCCCUCCCUUAUUUUAUCCAGUUUAUGGAACUACGCAGAAUGGAACACUUGGUUAAAUUUUGGCUAGAGGCCGAAAGCUUCCACUCCACAACAUGGUCCCGUAUAAGAGCGCAUAGCCUGAACACCGUUAAGCAGAGUUCGUUGGCAGAGCCCGUGUCACCCUCCAAACAGCAGGAAAUGGCAUUGUCUUCUCCAACAGGAUUACUUGAGGAGAGACUGGAGGGUUCUAGCACAGUCUGCCUGGUCAGGACCAAGCCGCUGGCUUCAGACAAGGACGACAGAACUAGCAACAGCCCGAACCACGUGCUCUCACAUCAGGAGAGCGAUAACGCCAGUGUUCUUUGUCUAAGAAAAUCUGAGACUGGGACCCAUUCUGUUCCAGCUGAUCAGCAAGAUUCUUCCAAGCUUACAGUAUCAAAUAGAAACAGCCCUUCCUCUGCACUAAAAGACUUGUCAGGAAAACUGAUGAAAAGUAUAGAACGGGAUGCAGUUAGUACCUUUACCAAAUAUAUUUCUCCAGAUGCUGCUAAACCAAUACCUAUUACAGAAGGAAUGAGAAAUGACAUAGUUGCAAAGAUUUGUGGGGAAGACGGACAAGUGGAUCCAAACUGUUUUGUUACAGCACAGUCAAUAGUGUUUAAUGCAAUGGAACAAGAGCACUUUAGUGAAUUUUUGCGAAGUCAUCAUUUCUGUAAAUACCAGAUUGAGGUGCUGACUAGCGGGACCGUUUAUCUGGCUGACAUACUUUUCUGUGAAUCAGCCCUGUUCUAUUUCUCUGAGUACAUGGAAAAGGAAGAUGCAGUUAACGUGUUGCAGUUCUGGUUGGCAGCAGAUAACUUCCAGUCUCAACUCGCUGCCAAAAAAGGCCAGUAUGAUGGGCAAGAAGCACAGAAUGAUGCCAUGAUUUUAUAUGACAAGUACUUCUCCCUUCAAGCCACGCAUCCUCUUGGGUUUGAUGAUGCGGUGAGGUUAGAGAUUGAAUCCAACAUCUGCAGGGAAGGUGGUCCUCUCCCCAACUGUUUCACUACUCCCUUGCGGCAGGCGUGGACUACCAUGGAGACGGUUUUUUUACCUGGCUUCUUGUCCAGCAACCUUUACUACAAAUACUUGAAUGAUCUCAUCCAUUCAGUACGAGGAGAUGAAUUUCCAGGAGGGAAUAUUGCACUGAAUAUCCAUGGCCCUGGCAGUUCUCCUGAUAGCGAUUCUGUCGGGGGCCCGGAUGGUUCUGCCUCCCAGUCGAAUGUCAAAAAGGCUAAUGUUAAAAUCUUGAAAAAUUUUGAUGAAGCAAUAAUUGUAGAUGCUGCAAGUUUGGAUCCAGAAUCUUUGUAUCAACGAACAUAUGCAGGGAAGAUGACAUUUGGACGAGUCAGUGACCUGGGACAGUUUAUCAGAGAGUCUGAACCAGAGCCUGAUGUCAAAAAAUCAAAAGGGUCCAUGUUUUCACAAGCAAUGAAGAAAUGGGUUCAAGGAAACACAGAUGAGGCUCAAGAAGAGAUGGCGUGGAGGAUAGCAAAGAUGAUAGUCAAUGACGUUAUGCAGCAGGCGCAGUGCGAACCGCCUUCGGAGAAGGUUACGAAGCUAUGAUUUUAGAAGCAUCAGAACAGGAAAUCCAGUUUUCCAUUUUGAGAAUGAGUGAACUUUCCCUUUCGGUGGAUUCUUUAACACAGCCAAUAAAAACUGUUACUCCAACUGCUGAAAUCUCCCUCAUUUCUAAGGAAGAAUUAAGAAGAAGCCAUCCCGUACCUCCACUGUAGAGCGUGAAGAAACACUUUUUCCUGUUGUAUGUGGCAUUCACAGUAAUAAUGAUUUUUAAAGAGAUGAAGUUUACGAUUGUGUCACUGAGAAACUGUGAUCGGCUUCACAAUUACUCGACCCUGUCUCAAAAAGACUUUUAAGCAAAAUAUCUGGAAUGGGACACAAGCCACAACAAAGAGGGGGAAGGUUUUGCCGUAGUUUCUAGUUCUACUACUUGUAGUUUUUAAACAUACGAUUGGAAAGGCCGUGGGGGCCGUCCCCAACACCGCCCGCUGGGGAAGCGAACCUGAAACAGUGAAUUUAUUAUUUGGCAGUGAAUGACCUAAAAAGUUCUAAGUUUAAUUUUUCCUUACUUGAAAUAGAUGCGUAUUCAACUGUAAGAUAAAUGUAUUUUACUUCAUAACUACAUUAACUUUGAAGGCAGCGUAGAAUGAUGAGGAGCGAAGCCUGGACAGUGUAACUCUCCCCGGUCGAGCUCUUACACCCCCAUACACAAACCCCUGCUUCCAGCACGGAGCAGAUGCAGAAGCCAACCUCGCACUGUGCCACCCUCUGCUCCUGAUCCGCGGCUCCCAGUGCAGUCCGCGUUCCGAGGAGGCCAUACCCCAGAGGCCACUCCAUUUUCUUUCCACUCCAUCCCACGAGCAAGGAAAAAAGUAAUUGCUGCCCUGUGUUGCUGCCAUUCUCCAUAGCUUGUUGUCCUCCAACCAACCUAGUAUCUAAUUCCAGAUGUUUGGUUUACAAAGAACAAUGAUUUUUAAUCACCUCUGGCCUUCUCCCUGACAUCAUCAACUCUUGCAAAACCUUUUGUUUUACUAAAAAAGCCACUUGUGUUACACAGCAUCUCUCUUUUUUUCCCCAGUGAAUUGAUUUUGCAGGAUAUCAGAAGUACUUGGUGUCUCACCAUCAUGUUCUCACUGAAUUUUUAUUGUACAACACUUCUAUUUUGGGUUUUUUUGUUUUACGAUUGCUUUUUUUCCUCAAACUUUUGCAACAAAAAUCACUUUGCAAAAGAACUCCGAUCAUUUCCAAUGUUCAGGAUAUCUUGGUUGACUAGCAAGUGUUAUUCUGUUGCAAUAUUCGAUUGUAGAGAGACACUGUAUUGUCUAGAAAAAAAGCAAAAAAAGGCUGUGUAUAGGUUUUUGGUACUAUGUACCACCUCUUAUUUCUCUCAUGCCCAAGUAUUCAUGUACUUAAAACAUACUAUAUUUAAUUGUGUUUUGAUUUAAAAUAUAUAAAUAUUAAAAUUUGUGUCA